UCUAAUUAUAUCUAUCUACGAUAAAAACUUCCAGGGAUAAUUUAAUAUUGUAUUUUUCUUAUGUAUUUCUCAUAGUGUUCAGAAAAUAAGACGAAUUCUCAUUCUAUAAAUUUGUUUCAUUUUCCAAUUGUUAUUGCAUAUAAACAAAAAAAGAAAUCAGUGUGUUUUUAUGUCUUAAAACAAAGUUCUUAAUUAAAAACAUAGGUAAAAUAGCGUAUUAUAAAUGAGAAAAUACAAUCAUCUAGUCUGUUUUAAAAUUUUCUAAAUUCGAAAUAAACUUGAAUUUAAAAUAUAUUGUUUAUUUCAGUUUUUAAACUCUAUUCAUUAGUAGUGUUGUAUAAUUUUAUUCAAAUAUUUAAAAUUGAUGUAAGAAGUUUUCUUUUCUUUUUUAAGAGAACGACAAGGACGUGAAAUCGAUGAACUCAAAGGACGCAUUACAAAAUUUGAAUCAGACAAUCAAGAAUUAAAACAAAUGAUUACUAAAUUAAAAGCUAUUGCAAUCAAAUAUCGAGCAAAUGCUGCUGCUGCAACCGCAACUGCAGCUGCAACAAAUCCUACUACUACUACUGGUGCUACUACAUCAGCGCCAACGGCUGAUGCAGAUGAAUUAUUAACCGGUGGAACAACAGAAGUUCCACCUCCUAGUGAAAUUCCAUUGGAAACAAAUAAAAAUCGUCCAUUACCAGUUGAUUUAACCGAAAAAAUGAAUAAACUUCGUGAUGCUCUUGUUAUGGCACGUACAACAAUAACAGCUCAACAAAGUCGUAUGACACAAAUGACAAAUGAAUUAGCACGUGCAAAACAAACUCGUAUAUCAAAUGAUCUUACGGAAGCUCAUACUCUUAUUGAAAGUAUUCGACAAAUUUAUGAAGCUGAAAUAAAUGAUCUUAAACAUAUUAUACAAUUAUUUGAUAAUAUUGAUUCAAAUGAACAUAUGGCAGAAAUAUUGCGUUUAAGAAAAAGAAUUGAUGAAUUAACAACAAAUAAAUCAUCAACAUCAUCAAGUUCGAAUACAUCAUCAACUACUAAACAAUCAGAAGAUGUCACAUCUAAAUCACUUCGACCACAAGCAUUUGCUGCACCAAUGACACAAGAACCAGUUAUUUCUCGUGUUGUACCAAUGGCUCCAUCAAGUGGUCGUCAAAUCGGUGUCGCUAUACCUAUGACAGCAUCGACUACAUCAACAACUACAAGUGCAUCACUUUGGACAGGUGCAAAUACAACUGAAACAACUACUGCACCGACAACUGUAGUUGACCAUCCGACACCACAAAUAACAACAGCAGCUGGUACUAACUUAUUAAUGAAACGUACAAGAGCUGAUGAUAAUGAUCAUAAAUCAACAGAAUCAACGCUUAAGCGAUCGAAACCAGAAACUGAAACAACUCCAUUAAUUGCUCAUGUUGAACCACAAGUACGUGAACAACAAAUAAUUCCUAUUCAAACAUCAACUGACAAUGAAGGAAUCAAUUCAUCUGUUGAAGAAACAAUCUCAACAGAUCAAACAAUCGAUACUGAAUCUCGAUCAAAUACUGUUAAUACUUUAUCAACAAGUGUUGUUACAGUUGGUGAUACAACAAUAACAACAACAACAACAACAGAAUCAACUAAUAUAACUACUGUUGAACAAACAAGUGAUCAACGUCGUGGUGAUAUUUUACCGAUUGUUUAUGAUGUGCAAUCAAUUCCAACAAUUGGUAGUGGUGUAUCACCACAAAUAAUUCGUGGUGGUAUAGGUCGACAACGUCCUUUUAUGAGUAUUUCUGCUACUCGUCGACUAUGGUCUGUACGAGGUGGUCCUGGUGGUGGAAGAGGAAGUUUAGGUGGACGUGGAGCCGGUGGUGUUGGACCAUCAGCUCGUCAAUAA
Messenger RNA from Rotaria sp. Silwood2, 1867 nucleotides. NCBI's taxonomy places the organism in Eukaryota, Metazoa, Rotifera, Eurotatoria, Philodinida, Philodinidae. The record is from the annotation of a GenBank genome assembly.